AGCAAUGCAGGAGCGCCUGGAGGCUGGCGCGGACUGUGCCGGCAGGCGUCGCGGGGAAGCUCCCUGGGCUCUCUGUCUGUCGCGCUGGCGUGCCUCUCAGAGCAGGUGCUCGGGGGCAGAGGGCGGCCGGCCUGCUGGGCGUGGGCCUGCGCCACGAGCAGGGAGGUGAGUGGGAAACGAGGUUUCUGUAAAGCAGAGUUUCCAUGGCUAGUCAAUUUGGAAUAUUUCCAUUUUAUAAGUAAAAUGGCCACACGUCGCAGCACCUCAGAAACCGGACGUGAUUCCGGGAGACGUUCGGAGUUCGCGGGCGUGUGUGCGCGCGAGCACGGCUCUCUGGGCCCCUCACGUCGAGUGGGUGUCACCUCUGGGCUCCAGGAUGCGCAGUGCUGGCCCAGGACGUGUGGCCGUGGUCUGGCUGCAGCCCAACCAGCACACUUAGCCUGGACACUGCCGGGAGUCAUCUGCGGGAGGUGAUAUCGCUACUUCUCGUAGCGUUUGGAUGAGAAUUAAACAGAAAUGAUGGUCGAGCCUGACCUUGGCAACUGGCACCUGGCACGGUGAGCAAAGGGCCCCGUGCGGCUUCCUCUGCUCCGGGGCACCCCCCCCCCAAAGGGGGCCUGGGGGCUGCGCUCCGGCCAAGCUCAGGAAAGCCGUGUGCCCACCGGGGGCCUCGACGCUCUCCUGGCUGUGCCUGCCCCAGAGCCUUCUGGGGACCUCGGUGCCACCAGUCUCAGAACAGGGUGGUGGGUGUGCACGUGAGAUGCGGGAGGGGAUGGGAUGCGCGGGCCUGGAGCUCCUUGCCUCUCUGCGGUCGGGGUCGUGACCUCUGUUGACCCACGAGAGGGCUCUGAGCCAGAAGGUUCCGCGGAGGCGGGGAGACCCCUUCAGGGAAGGCGCUGAGGAUGGUCCUGACAUGAAGGAGAAGGUUCAUCAAGGCCAGAGGGACCCAGGGAUCUGGAAGCGGUGCUGCCCAUGUGGUCUCAGAGGAGCAGCAGACACGGGCAAGGUUGCAUUUGGAGUUUUUGCUGACGAAGCGUAAACCCUCUCCCGGCCUGGGGCCAGCUUCCUGCGCAGCCCACACCUGGCGUCCAGACACCGCGGCCCUCUCGCCAGGCCUCGCAGUUGCUUCGGGAUCGCUUACCCGGCGACGCCGUGACUUCAUGCGGCCGCACGGCCUGUGGCCACCCUGCCAGGAUCCCAGGAGAGGCUCGACGGAGACCUCUCUGCCUCCAGAGCUGGCAUUUCUGGGGGCCUGCCAUGUUGGGAAGAGGGGGGGCCUCCGCAGGGGCCUCAGGGACAGCCCGGGACUGAGGCUGAGCCUUGGUGGGGGGAGGCGAGGGCUCCCAGGUACUUCUCCGGCCCCCCAGGGCCUGCCGCCCGGGGGCGGGGCCGCCGGCUGCCGUGGGUGAAUCUGCGUCUGAUGGUGACGCUCUUCUGUUCCAGGAGUUUGACAAGAGUGUCCAGAAACUUCUAGCGACGAGGAUCGCUGUGUACCUGAUGACCUUCCUCAUCGUGACCGUGGCCUGGGCGGCACACACGAGGUUGUUGGGAAGAUAGACGAUACGCUUGCCCUGCUUAACCUGGCCUGCAUGAUGAGCAUCACCUUCCUGCCGUUCACGUUUUCCUUGAUGGUGGCCUUCCCCGAGGUGCCUUUGGGCAUCCUCCUGUUUUGUGUGUGUGUGAUGGCCGUCGGGGCCGUGCAGGCGCUGAUCGUGGUCUACGCCUUCCACUGCCCCCACCUGCUUAGCCCCCAGAUCGAGCGCUCGGGCCACCGGGCCCUUUACCGGCAGCACAUCCUGGGCAUCGUUCUCCGGGGCCCGGCGCUGUGCUUGGCUGCGGCCGGCUUCUCCCUCUUCUUCUACCCAGUGUCGUACCUGCUGAUGGCGACAGUCAUCUUCCUGCCCUACGUCAGCAAGGUCGCCGGCUGGUGCAGAGCCAGGCUUGUGGGCCCCAGGGAGCCCCCGGCUCACAGCCUGGAGAUCUUCACCUUUGACCUGCACGAGCCGCUCAGCAAGGAAAGGGUGGAGGCCUUCAGCGACGGGGUCUACGCCAUUGUGGCCACGCUGCUCAUCCUGGACAUCUGUGAGGACAACGUCCCGGACUCCAAGGACGUGAAGGCGAAGUUCCACGGCAGCCUAGUGGCGGCACUGGGCGCGUCUGGGCCGCACUUCCUGGCCUACUUCGGCUCCUUCGCCACGGUGGGCCUGCUCUGGUUCGCCCACCACUCGCUCUUCCUGCACAUCCGCAAGGCCACGCAGCCCAUGGGCCUGCUCAACACGCUCUCGCUGGCCUUCGUGGGUGGGCUGCCCCUGGCCUAUCAGCAGACGUCGGCCUUCGCGAGGCGACCCCACGACGAGCUGGAGAGCGUACGAGUCAGCUGCGCCAUCAUCUUCUUCGCCAGCAUCUUCCAGUUCGCCAUCUGGACCACGGCGCUGCUGCAGGGGGGGGAGACGCUGCAGCCCUCGGUGCGGUUCGGGGGCCGGGAGCACGCGUUCAUGUUCGCCAAGCUCGUGCUCUACCCCUGUGCCAGCCUGCUGGCCUUCGCCUGCACCUGCGUGCUCAGCAGCUUCAGCACGGCCAUCUUCCACGCCAUGCAGAUCGCCGUGCCCUUCACCUUCCUCCUGCUGCGGCUUCUGGUGCGCUUGGCACUGGCCGGCCUGCGGGGCCUGCGGGGUCUGGCCCGGCCCACACACACCCGGCCGGUGCCUGGGGCCACGGACGAUGCGCAGUCCCCGCUCCUCCCUGCUCCCUGCUAGUGCGGCCCCGGUCCCCUGCCUGAGGUCCAAGUGUCCGGCUGGUGGCCCGGCCUCGGGUUUUGUUUUCCUUGUGAAGUUUCAUGCUCUACCUCAGCCCCUCAGAUUGUCUUCCACUGUUGCAGACAAGAGUCUCGCAGGAGUGUCACUGUG
Globicephala melas (long-finned pilot whale) is the source of this 2906-nucleotide messenger RNA. RefSeq names its product transmembrane protein 175 (gene TMEM175). Gene Ontology annotation, molecular function: potassium channel activity; proton channel activity. Lineage: Eukaryota; Metazoa; Chordata; Mammalia; Artiodactyla; Delphinidae. The record is from RefSeq and is a predicted model, not a curated record.